Molecule: messenger RNA, 4101 nt
Organism: Pungitius pungitius (ninespine stickleback)
Lineage: Eukaryota; Metazoa; Chordata; Actinopteri; Perciformes; Gasterosteidae
Gene: grm4
Product: glutamate receptor, metabotropic 4
Exons: 12
Coding region: 973-3684 (903 amino acids)
Biological process (GO): regulation of synaptic transmission, glutamatergic; G protein-coupled glutamate receptor signaling pathway
Cellular component (GO): plasma membrane
Molecular function (GO): adenylate cyclase inhibiting G protein-coupled glutamate receptor activity
Source: RefSeq, a predicted model, not a curated record
CCUUUCCAUUGAUGGUGCAUUUCUUCCCCGAUAAAGGCGGUGUGCUGCGAUGCUUGUAACAUCAAUCACAUCCAGCGCGCGGGGCGCAUAUCUUCUCCCGCCCAUCAGCUUGGAAAUGCCCUCGCCUCGGGUGCGGGACUCGCGUCUCUCCGCUCCAUUAUCCCGUCAAAAUCUGAUCCUGUCUCCACGGGAGAUGUGGUUGUGAGUGGACGUGCCAUUUGUUUCAUUCGCAGAGAGCCUGAAGUUCGGACCGGAGACUUUCAGCACCACUUUUUCCGUGGACAGCGCUCGCAAUGAUUUGGGGGGGGGGAUCGACGCAGCAUCGAAAUGCGUGUGGAUUCCUUUUGGACACCGUUCAAAAACAAUGUUUAGAUGUUAAUUAAAACAUUUUUAAGACAGACCCGCUCGGGAAACACUCGCUUCACACAUGAAAGACGCCAAAAGGUACGAUUUUCGCUUUGGAUAUGGUUCAAUUCGUGUAAAAGGAUUCUUCGUGCGCGAGAGAUAGGGGAAUUGGCUGUGAAGCCUGUGGACCUGAGCGAGCCUGAGGGCUCUGACAUAUACCAAAUCCCUGCCCAGGGGAACAGGGCAGAUUAAAAACUUCUGAUUGAGGUGGAGUGGAAAGAGACACAGAGAGAGAGAGAGAAGAAAGCUUUCCAUUCACCUUUGUUCUUCCUAAUGCCCCGAGUGAAGGAUGCCCAUCGGGCGAGCCUGUGAAUAACAACGGACCGCCGUGGUCGGAGGAGUGAAGGAGGAGCGGAGAACAGGAGAAAUCGCCGUCCCUCAUAUAUUCCAAGUGAAUUGAAUGACCGGGAGCACGGAGAGGAGACAUGAGAGGAAGCCUUUUCUGUGCCGGCCGCUCCGAGGGGUGUCUCCAUUAACCCUCCGGCCGUCCUCAAGCCGCACCUGGCUGCCGCCCUCCCGCCGUCCCCCGGGUUCGGCCGCGCCGACGCGUGCUCGGGCCCCGCCGCCAUGUUUCAAGCGCCGGCGCGCAGGCCGGAUCGGGGCAGCCGGACCCUGCUGCCCCCGCUGCUGCUGCUGCUCUGCGGCUCCCUCGAGGCCGCCAAACCCAAAGGGCCGGGGCAAACGCACUUGAACUCCAUCCGCAUCGACGGGGACAUCUCCCUGGGCGGGCUCUUCCCGGUGCACGCCAGGGGCCACGACGGCAAGCCGUGCGGGGAGCUGAAGAAGGAGAAGGGCAUCCACCGGCUGGAGGCCAUGCUCUUUGCCCUCGACCGCAUCAACAACGACCACAACCUGCUGCCCAACAUCACGCUGGGGGCGCGCAUCCUGGACACGUGCUCCAGGGACACGCACGCCCUGGAGCAGUCGCUCACCUUCGUGCAGGCUCUGAUCGAGAAGGACGGGACGGACGUGAAAUGCGCGGGCGGGGGAGCGCCGGUCAUCACCAAGCCCGAGAGGGUGGUGGGCGUCAUCGGCGCCUCCUCCAGCUCCGUCUCCAUCAUGGUGGCCAACAUCCUGCGCCUGUUCAGGAUUCCCCAGGUGAGCUACGCCUCCACAGCUCCGGAGCUCAGCGACAACACCCGCUACGACUUCUUCUCCCGCGUGGUGCCUCCGGACACCUACCAGGCCCAGGCCAUGGUGGACAUCGUCAAGGCCAUGCGCUGGAACUACGUCUCCACGGUGGCCUCCGAGGGCAACUACGGAGAGAGCGGCGUCGACGCCUUCAUUCAGAAGUCCCGGGAGGACGGGGGUGUGUGCAUCUCCCAGUCUGUCAAGAUUCCCCGGGAGCCCAAACAGGGGGAGUUUGACAAGGUCAUCCGACGCCUCAGAGAAAACCCGAAUGCGAGAGUUGUCAUCCUUUUUGCCAAUGAAGACGAUAUCAAGCGGCUGCUUCACGCAGCUAAAAAGGCCAACCAGACGGGUCAUUUCAUCUGGGUGGGCUCGGACAGCUGGGGCUCAAAGAUCUCUCCGGUUGUGCACCAGGAGGAGAUGGCGGAGGGCGCCGUCACCAUCCUGCCCAAGCGCCAGUCCAUCAAAGGGUUUGACCGUUACUUCAUCAGCCGGACGCUGGAGAACAACAGAAGGAACAUCUGGUUUGCUGAGUUCUGGGAGAACAACUUCAGCUGCAAACUCAGCCGUCAUGCCGUGAAGAAAGGGUCCGGGCUGAAAAAGUGCACGAAUCAGGAGCGGAUUGGAAAGGACUCAAACUAUGAGCAGGAGGGAAAGGUCCAGUUUGUCAUUGAUGCCGUGUAUGCGAUGGCUCACGCGCUGCACAACAUGCACCUGGAGCUGUGCCCGGGGAAGGUGGGCCUCUGCGCUAAAAUGGAUCCCAUCAAUGGCACCCAUCUGCUGAGGCACAUCCGCCGUCUAAACUUUGCAGGCAUCGCUGGAAACCCAGUGCUCUUCAAUGAAAAUGGAGAUGCUCCCGGACGAUACGAGAUCUACCAAUACCAGAUCCAAAACCAGACCGCAGACUACAAGAUAAUUGGCCACUGGACGGAUCAACUCCAUCUCAACGUCCGCUCCAUGCAGUGGCCCGGCGGCGCCCGUCACAUCCCGUCCUCCAUAUGCAGUCUGCCCUGUCAGCCCGGCGAGCGCAAGAAGGUGGUGAAGGGGAUGCCGUGCUGCUGGCACUGCGAGCGCUGCGACGGCUACCAGUACCAGGCGGACACCUUCACGUGCAAGAUGUGCCGCUUCGACCUGCGGCCCAGCGUCAACCACACCGCCUGCGUGCCCAUCCCCAUCGUGAAGCUGGAGUGGAGCUCGCCGUGGGCCGUCUUCCCCGUGCUGCUCGCCGUGGUCGGCAUCAUGGCCACCGUGUUCGUGGUGGCCACGUUCGUCCGCUACAACGACACCCCCAUCGUGAAGGCGUCGGGCCGAGAGCUGAGCUACGUGCUGCUGACCGGCAUCUUCCUCUGCUACGCCACGACGUUCCUGAUGAUUUCCACCCCCGAUGUAGGGAUCUGCUCCCUCCGCAGGAUCUUCUUGGGCCUCGGCAUGAGCAUCAGUUACGCCGCCCUGCUCACCAAAACCAAUCGCAUCUACCGCAUCUUCGAGCAGGGUUCCAUGUCCGUCAGCGCGCCCCGCUUGAUCUCCCCGGCCUCCCAGCUCGUGAUCACGUUCACCCUGGCCUCGGUGCAGCUGCUCGGAGUGUGCAUCUGGUUCGGCGUGGACCCCUCCAAGGCCAUCAUCGACUACGAGGACCAGAGGACGUCGAACCCGGCCAUGGCCCGCGGCGUGCUCAAGUGCGACAUCUCGGACCUGUCGCUCAUCUGCCUGCUGGGCUACAGCAUGCUGCUCAUGGUCACCUGUACCAUCUACGCCAUCAAAACCAGAGGGGUGCCGGAGACCUUCAACGAGGCCAAGCCCAUCGGUUUCACCAUGUACACCACCUGCAUCAUCUGGCUGGCAUUCAUCCCCAUCUUCUUUGGCACUUCACAGUCCACGGAGAAGAUGUACAUCCAAACCACCACGCUGACCAUCUCAGUGAGCCUGAGCGCCUCGGUGUCCCUCGGGCUGCUCUACAUGCCCAAGGUCUACGUGGUGCUCUUCCACCCCGAGCAGAACGUGCCCAAGCGCUCACGCAGCCUGAAGGCCGUGGUCACGGCCGCCACCAUGUCCAACAAGUUCAACCCCAAGGCCGGGCUGCGACCCAACGGAGAAGCCAAGACGGAGCUGUGCGAGAGCCUGGAAACACAGACGGCUUCACCUGAAAUCUAACAUCACAUGCUAAAAGCUUUCUCCACAAAGCAAACCUACAUCAGCUACAGCAACCACGCCAUCUAACAGCCAGAUGUGCUCGUCGCAGUGUCACCACAGCGCCGCCCAGAGACACCACGUGACCAGCUGAGACACGGCGGGGGACCAAAGCGGACAGCGGCACCAUCGCGGGUUCCAUCCUCUGUCUGACAUCACACACACACACACACACACACGAAGAAGGGAAAUGUAAACAGGUGCAUGGCGGAGGCGGACGGAUGGAGCUUUCCCUUUUUGAGUGUUUACAUUUCAGCUGUGGCGUCUUUCACAAACCGUCUGUGUCGUGGUGGGCGUUGAUGACUGAAAACGGAUGUUCAGGUGUUCUCCAUCUCGUCUGCCAGUUUUGAAAACUCUAAUCAAUCUAAAAAAAAAAAAACC